CGGCACCCAACGCAGGCCUCAUUACUCGAUUCCUCGACGCGAGGCAGAGCGCAAUUGAAACAAAAUAUAUCGCCGCAUCCUCUGCUGUCCCCACACACGGCGAGCACAGUCACCCAGUGUGCUGCUUCAAAAGCCCCUUCCGCCCCCUCUCUAGUCGCCGCGCUGCACCCAACGUCCUCUCGCCGCGCUUCCCACCCUGAUUCGCCAUCCGGGGGAGCUCGUCGCUCAGCCUUGUGGCCUCAACCUUCUAGGGUUGCCAGUCGCAGGCAGCUCAAGUUGGACAUCUCCAGAUCGCCCUCGCGGUGUUUUCCAGCACGCGGCGCAGUUAACUCUGGCGCUGCUGCGCAAUUGCACCUGAUCCUGAAGGCGGCAUGGCAACGGCGACACAGCUCAUGCCCUCGCCAACACAGGCCCUGAAGUCUGCGUUCAGCCCAUACACUGACUCCCCAAGCUCGCCGGCCAACUUUGCGCACGUCUUUUCAAAUAGGUCGUCAGGAACCACGUCCGACCAUCUGGUCCCGCCUCCGAGCCCAUACCCUUCCACCGUCGACCCCUCUCCAGUCGAUAGCAAUGGGACGAACGCAACUGAGAUCGAGGACGAUGCCCAGGUCAAUCAGGUCAGCGAGGACGAGAUGAGCGACAUGCGGUCGCCGGACAUGGAGGACAUCGCCAGCCCCGCCAGUCAGGCGAGCCAGGACAGCCAGGCCAAGCCGUCCAAGCUAGACACAGCGAUUCCUCCACGCACCCGGGCAGAUUCCGACGAUGCGCCACAGUCGGUCAUCCAUGCCCCCACCAGCUUCAAAACAUUCAAUCGCGUCUCUGUCUCGGCCGCCGGGUCCAACGAGACGCGGUCAGAUAGCACGGCAGUAGUGUCGCCACAGACACCAGAGGCAAAUAUGAUACCUGAUGAAAAGCACGCUUCUGCCACCUCUGCGUACACGUAUCCCCUUGAUACCGAUCUCCCACCAGCGGGGCCCGAGGAGCGAACCACGCCACGCGCGCAGACACGGCAGGAAGUCGAAGAUGGCAGUAAGAGACGGAGCAGAGUUAGCCUCAGUCUAGCAGAUAUUGCCGAGACAGACGACUACAAUACCGUCUCAGACGCAUCUUCAACAUUUCAAGACGAUGGCAGCGCAGCAUCCCAGUCACAGCAGAAUGGAUCGCCACCCAUUUCAAUGAGCACCCAAACAAUGGCCACGCAGACUAUGGGAGCGCAGACCAUGGGAGAAGCGUUGCAGAACAUUAACGAGGCGGAACGAGAGGUUGCUGCGCUAAGGGACGCCCUAGGCGAAUGCUGGACGUUGUGCAAUACAUUGGCAAAGCUCAGCCAAAACCAUCGCCAGCGCAUGUUUCACUAUUCUGGCGGACGAGGUGACGUUCAAGAGCAUGCCUGGCGAAGCUGUUGGCGGCUGUGCCAAAAACUCUACGAAAGUAGAAAUGAGGAUCACGCCAGCCAGGUCAAACCCACGCUGGAACUUUGCCGGGAUUUCUGCCAAGCCCUGUUCGAGGUUCGGCAACGGGGCGACGAAGCAGCUGAUUCGGUCUUGAGGGUCAGCUUUGAACUCAACAACCACCUUUAUAACGCCCACGAUCGGGCACUGCCGGAAGCCUUUCGGGAACGGACCCUAGACUUCUACUUGACCCUGUGCCACCGCCUGAUGAAGCAGCGAACAUCUUUGCCGGAAGAAACAGACGCUCUUCUUCAUGCUUGCUGGUCUCUUGCUGAGAUGUUGUUCAGCAUCCGCCAGAAUAGCCGCGACGGUAAGCCCGCGGACGAGGAGUUGCUUGGGUCAGCCAUCCAGGCCUGCUGGGAACUCUGCGACCUCUUCCGAGAAGGCUGGACUCAGGUGAGACCUGAGCGUGGGACUCCGCGGCCGUCUCAGUACACAUUCCCUGCCCCCGCUUCUGUGUCGCAAUCACAAAGUUCCUAUUCCGAACGGUCAGGCCGCUCAUCGAGCCUUAACGAAUCGUAUCACUCUGCCAUCUCUAUGAGACGUCAGCUCGUGAUGCAUCCCGAAACUCCAACCACCAUCUUCGACGAUCGCGAAGAGUUCUCUCCUUCAGAGGAGCCUAAUGUUCCGAAUAUACUGAUUCUAGGGCCUGAAGCAGGAGCUACUCGAACCCACGAUCGCUGGUCUUCCGCAGCAUCUAGUCUAUCGACUUACUCAGACGCUUCUCAAUCCGUGCACACAUCGUCAACAGCAACCGCGGGACGCGAAGACCCGAACCUCAUUCGCUUAAAGGGACUAAUUGUUAAGUCAGCCAUAAAUACUGGUUACUCUCGCCAAACACCCCUUCCAGACUUUGUCAGAGCUCUCCCUUCGAAUAGCUUCGGCACAAUACCUUGGCAAAGCAAGCUCUUCGAACAUUACAAGAAGCUUGUUCUAUCCGAUCCGACCUUGAGGACCGUGCACACCACACCGCUUCGGAGAUUGACUGCCAGCGAGAUAGGCAGGGCAGUGCAAUGGAUGGCAAGAAGUGAACAGUUUUCAUGGAUGCGGGACCUAUAUCGUUUCGUGUUUGGCAGCUUCCCCGAGGAUGCCGGGCAACGGAACCUAAUCAUUAACGCGUAGUCACGUACGCCACCUCACGAAGACGACGUUUACUCCCUUUUCUCUUUUCAUCCCGGCUUGGAUAAUGCGCGGCUAUUUUAGUGCUUUAUUUGCGAUAUACCCUCAACGCUCACUUCGGUGCGAAUGACUCUGUUGGGCCUCCUGUUAGAGUCGGCGUUCUACCGAUUUGGAUUAGGAUUUAGCGCGUGUUAUCUUCUCUUCUCUGUAUACUUUUAACUUCCACGAUUUUUAUGACGAGACAAUCGUAUAGAAUGCCUCUCAUUAAAUUCAUUGC
This is a messenger RNA of Lindgomyces ingoldianus, 2847 nucleotides long. RefSeq lists its product as uncharacterized. The coding region runs from base 372 to 2573 and encodes 733 amino acids. The record is from RefSeq and is a predicted model, not a curated record. Lineage: Eukaryota; Fungi; Ascomycota; Dothideomycetes; Pleosporales; Lindgomycetaceae. The transcript is spliced from 7 exons.